AUGCCCGUCUGUCCCUUGUGGAACCUGCGGAGGCCUCCGCACCCCGUGGUGCUGCAGUGGAUCACGGAGGCUUGGGAUCAAGUCCCCAAGCAGAUCAUCAUUGACGCGUUCCGCCAUUGUGGGAUCUCAAGCAAGCUGGACGGAACGGAGAACCACCUGGUGAUGUCUCACCUGCGCGCCAGGAGCACCACCGAUGUCUCCGCGGACAUGUCCCUCGGGGGGACCACAGGCGACAACACGCGCCUGCUCGGUCAGGCUCCAGAGGAGGAGGAGGAGGAGGAGGAGGAGGAGGAGGAGGAGGAGGAGGAGGAGGAGGAGGAGGAGGAGGAGGAGGAGGAGGAGGAGGAGGAGGAGGAGGAGGAGGAGGAGGAGGAGGCGAUGCAGGCGGAGGGCGUGCGGGAGGUGGCCGUGGCAACCGGCCUGGUGGUGCUGUACCAGGAGACCCCCAACUACCGCGGAGCGACGGCCGAGGCUGACCGCAUGAUCGAGCCUAGGGAGACGGCUAGGCAUGCCUGGCGAGUGCCAGACCUGGGUGUAGAGCCUAAUGUUAGUGCAUGUGAGGAGGCGGUGACUGAGGGGGGUUAG
Molecule: messenger RNA, 585 nt
Organism: Closterium sp. NIES-65
Lineage: Eukaryota; Viridiplantae; Streptophyta; Zygnematophyceae; Desmidiales; Closteriaceae
Source: the annotation of a GenBank genome assembly